AUGGCGGCGAGUGCGAAUCCUUCGGGGAACAAUCAGGAAGGUUCGUCGGCGGCGCAGAAGGUGACGUCUUCAUCUCCGGCGGCGGCGGCGGCUACGAAUGGUGUAGAUUCGGUGGAAAAUGGUGGUAAUAAAACGACGGUGGAUAGGACUUCAGAGACGAUAAAGGCGUUGAAGCAUAAUCCAGGGAUCUCUGUUGAUUGGACUCUUGAGGAGCAAUCUUUAUUGGAAGAUUUGCUCGCAAAGUACGCGUCAGAGCCUACGAUUGUUCGUUAUGCUACGAUUGCGACGAAAAUGAAGGAUAAAACUGUUAGAGAUGUUGCUCUCCUUUGUAGAUGGAUGACUAGAAAGGAAAAUGGGAAGCGUAGGAAAGAAGAUCUUUCAUCAAGGAAGAGUAAAGAUAAGAAAGAAAAGACUACAGAUUCUUCAGCUAAGGCCUCAUCUCAUUUGAAUGCUCAUCCGAAUGGUCCUUCCUAUGCACCGCCUCCUAUGAUGCCUAUAGAUACUGAUGAUGGCAUUUCAUAUAAAGCCAUUGGUGGUGUGAGUGGAGAUCUUCUCGAGCAAAAUUCUCAAAUGUUCAAUCAAGUUUCAUCAAACUUCUCAGCUUUUCAGAUACAUGAGAACGUCAAUAUCUUGUGCAAAGCUCGGGACAAUAUCCUCUCAAUCUUGAACGAUUUGAAUGACAUGCCAGAGGUUAUGAAGCAGAUGCCACCUCUUCCUGUGAAGGUGAACGAAGAGCUGGCUAACUCAAUCCUCCCUCGCCCGCCCCAUCAAAAGAAGUUGUGAUGAAUCUUUUAGAGCCAUCUCUUAUAUAGUAGUCUCUUUUGCAGUUUGAGUCGUCUUUGGAUGUUUGUUUUUUUUUUAGCAAAUGGUGAAUUGAUACAUGUGAGUAGGAUUGUACUGUCGUUUAGGAUGUGAAUAGAUUUCUACUGUUAUGGUAAAAGUCUUAUGUGUAAAAUUGGUUUCAAGCUGUAAAGGUUUGAGAUUCCAAGAGCUAUCCUACAAGGAUGAUGCUGAGAUAUUAGGUUAGAAGGAAACGAACGUACUCAUUAUUUCUUGUAAUAAUAGAGCUGAAUGUUAUGCUAGUCUGGUCCGAAGCCUAAAGACUUUGAGGUUUUCUAGUUUGAAG
Messenger RNA from Eruca vesicaria subsp. sativa (arugula), 1126 nucleotides. The record is from the annotation of a GenBank genome assembly. NCBI's taxonomy places the organism in Eukaryota, Viridiplantae, Streptophyta, Magnoliopsida, Brassicales, Brassicaceae.